AUGUCCGCCACUCAAACAGAAGAGAAGACGCACGUUGACGAUGCGUCCGACAAGCCCAAGAAGACGCCGACCAAGAAGAAGACCGUCAAGAAGAAUCAACAGUCGCAGCCGGCGCCCGAGAGCGAUGCCAGCAGCGAUGAGGAGUAUGAGCAGCAGGCUGCACCUCAACGCCAAGCCCAGCAGUAUGCCGAACCGCAGGAAUUGACCCGACCGCCCCGCAAACAGGACAAUAUAGACGACGUCGCAAUGCAGCCGCUGCGCGAACGCAAACACAUGAUCUCACAGACCAUUGGCGAGCAACACAUGAAAGAGAUCCAGGAGAAGCGGGACAAGGAGGGCGAUGAGAAGCAGAGCCUCAAGAUCAAAAUCUCGCUCGAUCUUGACGUGGAGGUGCAUCUGUCGGCGCGAGUCAAGGGAGACAUUACGAUCGGGCUUCUAGACUAG
Molecule: messenger RNA, 444 nt
Organism: Cutaneotrichosporon cavernicola
Lineage: Eukaryota; Fungi; Basidiomycota; Tremellomycetes; Trichosporonales; Trichosporonaceae
Exons: 3
Coding region: 1-444 (147 amino acids)
Source: RefSeq, a predicted model, not a curated record